CUCAGUUUUCAGGAGAGUCCCGACAAUCUGCCACCCCUGACGCUCGGGGGAUGCUUUUCGCGUAGUGCGCCCGCUGUUUUCGCGCUCAGAGCUCGAGGUCUUGCGUUUUUGCGUCUGCCGUGGACCAUGCGGGGGUGAACUUGGCUUGAAAACUGUGUGGACCGCCACUGUGUUUUGGGUAAAAUUAGUAGAGGUUUAAAUGAUGGAAGUUGAUUUUUAUAAGUGAGUUGUGCUGGGUACCACAAUGGCCAUUUGGAUAUACGGCGUGCUGUUUGCCCUUCGUCUGAGUUCAGUACUGGGUGCAGUGAAGUCUGGAAGUGGUAUAGCUAGCAACACGAUUUCGGAGCUGACAACGAGAGGGCCACAUUUUGACCAGACAGCCUCCAAAAAUGUGACAGCUCUACUGGGGAAAACAGCAUAUCUCAACUGUAGGGUGAAGAAUCUGGCCAAUAGGACCAUGUCCCUACAGGUGUCCUGGGUACGCCACAGGGAUGUCCAUCUGCUCACCGUAGGCAGGUACACCUACACCAGCGACCAGAGGUUCAGGGCCAUCCAUCAGCCUCACUCUGAAGACUGGACCCUGCAGAUCAAGUACCCUCAGCACCGUGAUUCUGGGAUAUACGAAUGUCAAGUAUCUUCCACACCGCACCUUUCUCACUUUAUUCAUCUUACUGUAAUCGAGCCGGACACCGAAAUAGUGGGGGCCCCCGAGCUGUUCAUCGAUCGCGGGAGCACCAUCAACCUCACCUGCGUCGUCCGGCAUAGCCCCGAGCCCCCCGCCUACAUAUUCUGGAACCACAACGACGCGAUUAUCACCUACUCCAGCUCCAGAGGCGGAGUAAGCGUUGCCACAGAGCGCGGGGAAACUAGCCGUAGUGUUCUUCUAAUCCAAAAGGCUAGACCCACUGAUUCCGGAACCUAUCAAUGUAACCCCUCCAAUGCAAAAUCAGCCAACGUCACCGUACACGUUCUAAAUGGAGAGCAGCCAGAGGCAAUGCAGCAUGGCGGCAACCAGAGGAUGGGACCCUCCCUCGGGGCCUUGGCCUUCAUCUGCUACGUCCUCCUGGUCUACUGCUAACCUACAGAGUGUUCCGCUCAACGUGUCACUUCAGACGAGACUACCGGUCGGUCGUCAACUCGUCAGCAACCAUCGUACAUGUCAUGUAGACUAUUAUUGUAUAUACUAUUAUAAAAUUUUAUGGAAAACUGGUAGCUUUAAGACAUCUGUUGAUUUGUGUCCGUUUCUGUUGCCACAUCACUCUAUGUAUUAUAAACUUUGAACCGACACUAUUUAUUUUAAUAAAAGACUAAAUUUUA
This is a messenger RNA of Harmonia axyridis, 1317 nucleotides long. Its product is annotated as lachesin-like. The coding region runs from base 245 to 1078 and encodes 277 amino acids. Gene Ontology annotation, cellular component: neuron projection membrane. Lineage: Eukaryota; Metazoa; Arthropoda; Insecta; Coleoptera; Coccinellidae. The record is from RefSeq and is a predicted model, not a curated record. Gene Ontology annotation, biological process: synapse organization. The transcript has 6 exons.